Molecule: messenger RNA, 2201 nt
Organism: Centruroides sculpturatus (bark scorpion)
Lineage: Eukaryota; Metazoa; Arthropoda; Arachnida; Scorpiones; Buthidae
Gene: wds
Product: WD repeat-containing protein 5
Exons: 14
Coding region: 322-1371 (349 amino acids)
Cellular component (GO): Set1C/COMPASS complex
Molecular function (GO): histone binding
Source: RefSeq, a predicted model, not a curated record
CACUGAAUGCGAUUUUGAAUAAUAAAAUUGAAACACUGCAAUCAGAUACAAAUGGAGAAGUUUUAACUUAGCUAUAAGAAACAAUUUAUUUUUCUGAUAGAAAAUUGCUAAUAAUUUCUUUAAUUUUAGAUCAGGUCGAAAGGGUUAUAAUUCUGUAUUUGCAUCCGUACAAGACAUUAUCGUACAUUUAAUAGGUGGCGUUUUUUAAGAAGAUUGCAAAUUGAUGUAUGUACAGUACAUUACAUUAGGGUAAAAGUAGAAUUCACAACAUAAGAAUAAUCGUUUUAUUGAUUUUGAUUUAUUGAAACAAGAAAAAUUGACAUGGCUACAGAAGAAAGUAAAACCAGCCAAGAUAAUUCCAAAGUUGCUACACAUUCUCCACAAUCGGGUCAAGCAAAUAGUACUUCGGCUACUUCUAAUAAUGCUAACAAAAUAGGGGAUUCAAGUUCAUCAAAACUGAAACCAAACUAUGUUUUAAAGUUUACUCUUGCUGGACAUACCAAAGCAGUUUCAUCAGUGAAGUUUAGUCCCAAUGGUGAAUGGUUGACAAGUUCUUCUGCUGACAAAUUAAUCAAGAUAUGGGGUGCCUAUGAUGGAAAAUUUGAAAAAACUAUUUCUGGACAUAAACUGGGUAUAUCUGAUGUUGCAUGGUCAAGUGAUAGCAGGUUGUUGGUCAGUGCUUCAGAUGACAAAACUUUAAAAAUAUGGGAAGUCAGUUCAGCAAGAUGUUUGAAAACACUGAAAGGUCAUAGCAAUUAUGUAUUUUGUUGUAACUUCAAUCCUCAAUCAAAUCUUAUUGUGUCUGGAUCUUUUGAUGAAAGUGUUAGAAUAUGGGAUGUGAAGACUGGAAAAUGCUUGAAAACUUUGCCAGCUCAUUCAGAUCCUGUUUCAGCUGUACAUUUUAAUAGAGAUGGAUCCCUCAUUGUUUCAAGUAGCUACGACGGUUUAUGCCGAAUAUGGGAUACUGCUUCAGGACAAUGUCUGAAAACACUGAUAGAUGAUGAUAAUCCUCCUGUAUCUUUUGUGAAGUUCUCACCAAAUGGAAAAUAUAUCUUGGCUGCAACUUUAGAUAAUACUUUGAAACUUUGGGAUUACAGCAAAGGCAAAUGUUUGAAAACUUAUACUGGACAUAAGAAUGAGAAGUAUUGUAUAUUUGCAAAUUUUUCUGUUACAGGAGGAAAGUGGAUUGUUUCUGGUUCAGAGGACAAUAUGGUAUACAUUUGGAAUCUUCAGACAAAAGAAGUUGUACAAAGACUUCAAGGACAUACAGAUGUGGUCUUGUGUACUGCCUGCCAUCCAACAGAAAAUAUCAUUGCCUCGGCUGCUCUGGAAAAUGACAAAACUAUCAAACUAUGGAAGAGUGACACAUAGUUAAAUAUUUUGGAAUAAAAUCAUAAAUUUCAUCAUUUUUCAUAUGCCCAUGAGCAAAAUAUAAAUUAAAGCCAAGGACAAUCACAAGAGAAAUAAAAUUCUAAUUUUAAACCAACACAGAAUCACCAAAUAAUUUUGAACAUUGUAUUUUCAUGUAAAAUUUAUCAAACCAACUUUGAAGAAAUGCACAUAGAAUAAAUCAAUUCUUCAUUCACAAUAUUUGUGCUUUUUGGAUAGGAAAAACAUUAUAGAAUUUUAAAUGAUCAUUAAUCAACAAACUGAAAUGGUAUUGUAUAAACAUUUUGAAAGAAGUACACUAAAUUCAGUUAAUCUAAAUCACAUAACUGGUUAUUGCUGUACUCUGAAUAGAAAAUAAACUUUAAUAAUAUAUAUUAUAUAUGUAUAAUUAAAAGUUAUUUUAGAUUAAACAUAUUUUAAAUGAUUUGGAUUAAUAAGGGGUUCAGUGUACAUUUUUUAGUUUGUUGAAAAAAAUAUAAAUAUUUUUAGAACUGGACCAGAAAGAAAACUCCUGAGUUUUGUAAAAAGAAAAAAUCAAAUUUCACCAAAAAGUUUAGAAUUGUGAGAAUCAUUUCUUAUAUGAUGUUGCAUUAAAGUUGUACAAUUUUGUCCAUAAUUCAAAUAAGUGAUUUUUAUUUUUGAAAUAAAUAAAAUUUACUUUCUUACCUGCAAAAACUUGACAAGCUGUAAUUAAAAAUGUUUUUAACUUGAAAAUUAUUGAAUAGUCUUUACAUAUAAGCUUUUAUUCAGAAAAAUUUCUUCACUAUAUAUUACUGUUCAAUCAAAAAUGAGGAGGGAUAUUAUCGUUUAUU